This is a messenger RNA of Aureobasidium melanogenum CBS 110374, 1893 nucleotides long. RefSeq lists its product as uncharacterized. Gene Ontology annotation, cellular component: signal recognition particle, endoplasmic reticulum targeting. The transcript has 3 exons. The coding region runs from base 1 to 1893 and encodes 630 amino acids. The record is from RefSeq and is a predicted model, not a curated record. Gene Ontology annotation, biological process: SRP-dependent cotranslational protein targeting to membrane. Gene Ontology annotation, molecular function: 7S RNA binding; endoplasmic reticulum signal sequence receptor activity; signal recognition particle binding. Lineage: Eukaryota; Fungi; Ascomycota; Dothideomycetes; Dothideales; Saccotheciaceae.
AUGGAUAUCACCGCCUUCACCGUCGGUAACCGCGAUGCUGCCCUGCUCAUCGCCGACUACAACGCAUACCGCAAGCAACUCUCGCGACAAUUGCUCGCUCUGCGCAAGCGUUUGGGCCGCUCCACCAACAAGGGCCAGAAAUACUCGAACAAGUCCACUGUCACCGCCCAAGAUGUCGCCCAGAACCCCCAAACUGCCCGUCUCUUGCUCCUCAGUUGCGAACGCGCCUGGGCCCAUGCCAUGCACAUCAAGUCCAUCCACUCCGAGGACAAUCGGGGAAACGGCAUCACUGGAACUACUCGUUCCCACAUCAUCUCACGCUUCCACAAGGCCGCCCGUCUCGCUCAAAACCUGACCGACAUCUUGAAAGACCCAGAAGCCUCAAAAACAACCACCCAGGACCUGCUCGAAGCUGAAGCCUACCGAGCCUCCCUCUCCGGCGCCGAACACUUCGAGAAGCAGUCAGAGGGUCGCGUCAACACCGAGAACCCUGCAAGAUGGGAUCUGUGUUUGCGCGAGUAUUCUACUGCCCGUGUCAUCUAUGCCACCAUGCUCGCUCAAGGAAACAAGGACCUCUUCCGCGAAAUCCUUGCCAGCGCUGUCGAUCCUGCCAUUCGUUAUGCCGCUUACCAGGCUCGUCUUCCACGUUCGAUUCCUGUCUCUACUGUUGCUCUGCGUUACUUCCCCAAAGACAAUUCUACUCUCGUCGACCUGUUACAACAACUUGAUCCUAAUGCUCUCAGUGAGACCACUACCGAAACCACUCCCCAAAACUUGGGCACAACCAACAUCCCCAACACCAUCAACUGGCGAUCUAUGACUGCCAACAUUGUAGACGCUUCAAUCGGCCAAGCUCUUGCUGCUGUCGCAUCUGCCGAACCCGAACUAAGCUCAUACCUGAAGUCGAAUCCAUCUGCUCCAACUAGAGACCGUGCUGGUGCCUACGAUGAUGUCCUUAUUGCUAGCCAGGAUGCCGCAGAUGCCACUAGAAGAGCCAUCGAGGAGUUGGAGAAAGAGAAGGUAGACGAGGGCGACAACAGAAUGCAAGAUUUGCGCGUCACCAGUCUUGCUGUCAACUACGCCCUUGUCAGCUGGCGUGUUGGUAGAAACCGUGUUCUGAUUGGAUCUGAAGAUGGCAGACUGUUUGAGGAAAAGAAGGCCAAGUCCAGCAAACGCGCUCGUGAUCAACACAAGUCAGAGCCCAGAGGAAGUCAGCUUGCUCGUCUGCGCGAAAGAGUGGUGCUCUACGACUCGACCAUUCAAAGCAUUGACUCGAUCAAGGAGCUAAGAGGUGCGAUGAGAGACGAAAGCUUUGUGCGCGAAGUGGAUGGUAAACGUGCCUACUUCCAGGCUCUGAGAUGCCUCAACAUUGCCAUUUCACAUGCUCUCUUGUCUGAACAUGUGAACGCUCUUGCUCUGCUGGCGCGCGCACUGGAGCUCGCACAGCAAUGCUCGAGCUCAUUACCAUCGACUUCAUCCGACUCUCACUCUGCGCCUACUCUCGACAUCCACAAGUCUCAAGCCGAUGCGCUUCAAAAUCAACUUCAGCAACUCGUGUACAGACACCAAGCACUGGUGGAUCUGCACAAGUUCCAUGACAAUGCAUCCAUCGCCGCAGCCAAGCACAUGUCGACUGCUGCCCCUCUUGUCCAGCGUCUUAGCGACUUCCCCACACCGGGCGUCAAUGUCAACCUCAAGAAUCUGGUCACAUAUCCUCCCAAGAUUGAACCGAUUCCUGUAAAACCGUUGUUCUUCGAUGUGGCAUGGAACUACAUCGACUACCCGACAAUGGGCAAGCAAGUGGUCGAAGCAAAGGCAGCGGUAAACAACGUGAUAGCCGAAGAGAAGCCCAAGGAAGAAAAGAAGAAGGGCUGGUUCGGAUUUGGACGAUGA